This is a messenger RNA of Synchytrium microbalum, 2922 nucleotides long. RefSeq lists its product as uncharacterized. The transcript has 13 exons. NCBI's taxonomy places the organism in Eukaryota, Fungi, Chytridiomycota, Chytridiomycetes, Synchytriales, Synchytriaceae. Bases 1 to 2922 code for a protein of 973 amino acids. The record is from RefSeq and is a predicted model, not a curated record. Gene Ontology annotation, molecular function: serine-type endopeptidase activity; protein binding. Gene Ontology annotation, biological process: proteolysis.
AUGGACGUGGACGAGGACGAGCUCCCUGUUUCUCAAGCCGAUCUCGGACGGAGGAAAUCUGGAGACGCUAGUACGAAAAGAGUCAUUUUAACGGAAUCAAUGACUAGUAUGAGUGGAUUGAACUCUUCUGCUAUUCCUACUUCGCCUGCAUUUGAAUCUGUCGUCUGGCAAAGCAUGGUUCAGAAGGCCGCCUUGUCUGUAGUCUCAUUACGAUACGCGUGUGUCACGAAGUUUGAUACCGAAGAAGCUGGAACGUUUGUCGCGACAGGAUUUAUUGUUGAUGCUAAACGUGGUUUGAUUCUUACCAAUCGACAUGUUGUCUCCGCCACGAUCUUUACGGGAGAAGCCAUUCUUCACGACAAGGAAGAGGUCGAUGUGUUUGCAAUUUACCGAGAUCCCAUUCACGAUUUCGGCUUUUUGAAAUUCGACCCGAGUAAAAUCAAGUAUAUGCCACUUCAGGAGAUUCACUUGUCCCCUGAACGAGCAAAAGUUGGUUUAGAAGUUCGUGUAGUUGGUAACGACGCUGGAGAAACGCUUUCUGUACUCGCUGGAACCAUAUCUCGACUAGAUCGCAACAGAUAUGGGCAACGAACAUACAAUGAUUUCAAUACGUUUUACAUCCAAGGCGCAUUAGCAUUGUCGGGUGGGUCUUCUGGAUCGCCCGUAUUAGAUAUAGAUGGACACUGUGUUGCGCUCCAUGCUGGUGGCAAAUCCACAGCCAGUACAGAUUUCUUCUUGCCGCUGGAUCGAGUCACUAGAGCUUUAGACUGCCUUAGACGAGAUGCUCAUAUUGAUAGAGGAACGAUUCAGACGAUAUGGAUUCACCGGCCUUUCGAUGAGUGCAGAAGGCUGGGUCUGUCGCCAGAGUUGGAGUUUAAGAUCAGGUCCUUGUUUCCUGAUGAGACAGGAAUGUUGGUGGCAGAAACGAUAGUGCCUGAAGGUCCAGGAUCGCAGUUUUUGGAAGAGUCAGAUAUAUUAAUCUCUGUUGAUGAUGUCGUUAUUACUAAGUUCUUGCCUCUAGAGGUUGUUUUGGAUGAGAGAAUUGGUAAACAAAUCAAAAUGAAGAUUGAACGUGGUGGUAAAGAGUUUGAAUAUUUCAUAACGGUCCAAGAUCUGCAUUCAAUCACACCAGACCGAUUUGUUGAAAUUGGGUCGGCGGUGGUGAAUAAUCUAUCGUAUCAGCUGGCGUCACAGUAUAACGUGCCUUGUCGUGGUGUAUACGUCGCUCAUGCAAGUGGCAUGUUGUUAUUAGGCGGCUCUACAGAAGGAUGGAUUAUAUCACACGUAGACCACAAACCAACGCCGAAUCUGGACGUAUUCAUACAAGUUAUGCAAGAAAUUCCUGAUUAUGAACGUAUAGCCAUCACGUACUAUGACAUUGAAGAUGUCCAUAAGAUAAAUAUGGACAUUGUUGUGAAUGAGAGGCACUGGACUUCAUUUAAGAUGAUGGUUCGAAAUGAUGCUACAGGCUUUUGGGAUGUUGUGAAACUACCAGCAGCAUCACCACCGAGGCCCAUAAUUCCAAUGUCAACCACCUUUGCCCAGAUGGAGGAUUCGUUAGGAGCUUGCAGAGAUCUCUUUAAAUCGAUAUGUAAAGUGCAGUACUAUAUGCCCUUCAGCCUUGAUGGAGUGAACCGAAACUUUAUGACGGGCGCUGGAAUAGUAGUAGAUGCAGUAAGAGGCAUUGCCAUCGUUGGAAGGAAUGUCGUGCCAUUCGGAAUGGGUGAUAUCAUCAUCACAUUCGCUGAUUCUCUUAUAGUCCGUGGUAAACUCUUGUAUCUGGAUGAUGCACAUGGUGUCGCAUUCAUAUCAUAUGAUCCUAAACUGAUUGGAGAUACUCCAGUCAAGUCUGCUCCCAUGUCACCGGUAGAGAUCAGUCAAGGAUCUCCUAUCUCGCUCGUGGCUUUGAAUCAUAAUUUUAUGCCGACAUUUGUAAACACGUUUGUUACUGACAUUACUGCGUUGACUAUUCCUCAAAACCCUAUACCUCGUUAUCGUACCAUCAAUUUUGAUGCAGUUACCAUUGACACUCCUGUCGGUCGCCACUGCUCUUCGGGAGUUUUAGCUGAUACAGAAGGACGAGUACAAGCGAUUUGGCUCACGUUUCAAUCUACUACUACUGCUUCCGGCCGUAUAUCACAGUAUGAACUGGGCGUACGUGCUUCUUGUAUCCAGCCAGUUUUGGCCAAGCUACAACAACAUUCAACAUCGCCUAUACGUGGUUUCAGUGUUGAACUUACACCUGUUCAGAUGUCACGAGCCAGAGAUAUGGGGUUAAGUGAUGGCUGGGUCAAGAAAGUUGAAGAAGCCAAUCCAAAGAAACGUCAACUUUUCGUUGUUCGUCAAAUUGUGACUGGGAGCAAUACUUGCGAGACACUAAAGGAAUUGGAUUUAAUCUUGACCAUCAAUGGCAAGAUUUUGACUCGUAUAUCAGAGAUGGAUGUUUCUGCUAAUUGGGGUGAAUCUGUGGAAAUGGUGAUUGUCAGGGGUAAAAAAGAAAUGACAUUACGAGUCCAUACGGACGAGUUGCAUGGUUCAGGAACAAACCGCUGGGUCUCGUGGGCUGGUGCGACGUUACAGCCACCACAUCCGUCAGCUUGUCUUCAGUCUUCAACACUGCCGAGUCGCGUCUACGUCUCUGCCACUUCUCAAGGAAGUCCCGCUCGAAUGUAUGGCUUGCUUAGCACGUCAUGGAUUGUGUCUGUGAAUGAUAUGCCAACACCUAAUCUUGAUGAGUUUGUAAAAGUCAUCAUACUGGUCAAGGCCAAACUAGGAGAGACUGGAUAUUGUAGAGUCAAGACUAUCUCGUUUGAUUUGGUGCCAGCUGUUUUGAGCAUCAAGUUGAAUGAACGAUACUUUCCCAGUUGUGAAUUCGUCAAGGAUGAUUCAACAAACUCUGGAUGGCGGACAAACCCAUUGUAG